Vitis vinifera (wine grape) is the source of this 1131-nucleotide messenger RNA. Its product is annotated as probable carboxylesterase 18. Gene Ontology annotation, molecular function: carboxylic ester hydrolase activity. The transcript has 2 exons. Gene Ontology annotation, biological process: pollen tube growth. Lineage: Eukaryota; Viridiplantae; Streptophyta; Magnoliopsida; Vitales; Vitaceae. The record is from RefSeq and is a predicted model, not a curated record. Bases 22 to 1011 code for a protein of 329 amino acids.
CUUCUCUCCUCCACAGGAGAAAUGUCCGGUACGUCCGGCAGCGAACUCCGUACCUCUCUGAAGCUUCCAUGGAGGAUCCGGUUCAUCCUUGCCGCCUUGAACGCCAUCUCUAAUGCAUCUAUUCGCCGUAAUGGCACCGUCAACCGCUGUCUCAUGACACUUAUUGACUUCAAAGUGCCCCCCUCCGACAAGCCAGUUAAAGGCGUUACCACCUCCGACACCACAGUCGACCCCUCCCGGAACCUGUGGUUUCGCUACUUCCUUCCUCGUGGUACCACUUCCGGGGAAAAUCUUCCGAUCAUCGUCUAUUUCCACGGCGGCAGCCUCGUGUUCCUUUCCCCCAGCUCCAAGUCCUACGAUGACCUCUGCCGCCGCCUCGCUGGAGAACUCCCCGCCACCGUCGUCUCCGUCAACUACCGUCUCGCUCCGGAGCACAAAUUCCCCUCUCCGUACGAAGACGGCGUCGAAAUCCUCAAAUUCAUUGACGAAAACCCCCCAGCCAACGCCGAUCUAACACGCUGCUUCAUCGUAGGCGACAGCGCCGGCGGCAACCUGGUCCACCACGUAACUGCAAGGGCCGGGGAGCACGACUUCCGAAACCUGAAAAUCGCCGGAGCCAUACUGAUACAACCAUUUUUCGGCGGAGAAGAGAGAACAGAAUCCGAAAUUCAGCUCGCUGGAACUCCGCUAUGGUCCGUGGAGCGCACGGACUGGUGCUGGAAGGCGUUUCUGCCGGAGGGGUCUGACCGAGACCAUCCGGCGGCGAACGUAUUCGGGCCGAAAUCGAGCGAUAUAUCGGGGUUGAAGUUUCCGAAAAGUUUGGUGUUCAUGGGAGGCUUUGAUCCAUUAAGAGACUGGCAGAAGAGGUAUUGUGAAGGACUGAAAGGAAAUGGAAAAGAAGUGAAGGUGGUUGAUUAUCCAAAUGCCAUUCACUCCUUUUAUAUCUUUCCUCAAUUGCCUGAAUCAACUCUAUUUCUCACGGAGCUUCAAGAUUUCAUUUAUUCUCAAUAAAUUUUCUUUUGAUUUUCCUUGGAUUUUUCUUUUGAGUUUGCUUGUUGGAUCAAUUUUAGUACUGUGUUUUGUUCAAUAAAUUGUGAGUGAAAUAAAUUAAGCAAGGUUGUUCAGUUUUUA